AAAUCGCAAAUUUUUGCCACUCUGCACCUUCAGGGAAAAGGAGAAGCAUAUUUUUGGCUCGGACUCCUUGAAAUUUUGGAAGAUAAAGUCUUGACUAGUAAUUGAGCCUUCUAAGUUGGAAUUUGAAAAUAUGGAAGAUCUUUCAAGUAACAGUGGCUUGAUCUCUAUAUAAUGGCAUGCUGGAGUGGAAAUAUCUUCACACUUCAACUGGCAAUAAGUUGAACCAGGCUUUGGUCAAUCUCCAUUAAAAAAACAGCAACCAUGCUUUGUGCUUGCUCUGGAGAACGAGAACGCAUCCAUUUUGAUGAAGUUCCUCAAUCGCCAGAGUCUCUAGCCACUAGGGACUUCUCUGUAAGUGGCCUUUCAUCAAGGACUGGAGAUUGGGAAGCAAAGGUUGACAUUAACCAACAAGUUGAUGAUGUAGAAUCAGCUUUGAGAGAGGGUCUCUCGUUAAAUUACGAGGAAGCUCGGGCAUUGUUAGGUCGUUUGGAAUAUCAAAGAGGAAACUUUGAUGCAGCACUGCAAGUGUUUCAGGGGAUUGAUGUACCAGCUUUGAGGCCAAGAAUGGUUAUGGCAAUUGCAGAAAGAAGUAAGCCAAGAAAACUUCGUUCUAAAGUGGAAAUCUUGCCAGUAAAUCUAAUGUCCUGGCAUUCAGUUAGUCUACUUCUGGAAGCAUUGUUUCUUAAAUCAAAGUCUCUGGAAGAACUUGGACGCUUAGAAGAUGCUGCUGCCGAAUGUAAAACUAUUAUUGACAUUGUUGAAUCUGCAUGGAAUAAUGGUGUACCUGUUGGUAUCGGAGCUGAGUGCAAGUUAAAAGAGAUUUUUCACAAAGCGCUUCAUUUACUUCCCCGACUCUGGCAACAGGCUGGUCUCCUUGAGGAUGCUGUUGCUGCCUAUCGCCGAGCUCUAACCAAGCCUUGGGAUUUAUCUCCUGAAAGAUGCGCCAGUCUUCAAAAAGAUUUGGCUAUUACUCUACUCUAUGGAGGAAGUGAAGUAAGCCUCCCUCCUCAUUUGCAACAAAACUAUGGAUCUCGAAGCCCCAAAAAUAACACAGAGGAAGCAAUUCUUUUGUUGUUCCUUCUCAUUGGAAAGGCAACAUCCCAGGAAAUAAGUUGGAAUGCUGAAGUAAUGGAUCAUCUUACUUUUGCACUGUCUUUUUCUGGACAGUUUGAAUCUUUGGCUGGCUAUGUUGAACACAUACUUCCUGGUAUGCAUAGUAGACGUGAAAGAUGGUAUCUUCUUGGACUCUGUUAUAGUGCUGCAGGUCUUGAUGAUCCUGCUUUAAAUCUUCUAAGAAAGGCUUUAGGCCCUUCAGAACAAAAGAAGAAAGAUCAUUUUCUAUCACUUGUUUUAGCUUCGAAGCUUUGUCUUAGAAAUCCUGCUCAUGCUGAUGAAGGUUUAGACUAUGCUAAGAGGGCAAUCAAAUGCUCCACUGAACAACAAAAGCAUCAUCUCAUUGGAGUUGCCAGUCAUUUGCUCGGGUCUUCUUAUAGACAUUGUGCUAAAUCCUUAAAAUCUGAUUCAGAAAGGUUAAAGUUAGAGAGAGAAUCAUUAAAUUCACUUAAAUAUGCCGAAAGCAUUGAGAAAAAUGAUGCACAUGUAAUUUACAGCAUUGCUUUGGAGCAUGCAAUGCAAAGGAAUCAUAACUUGGCUAGAGAAUAUACAAUCAGGUAUCUAAAUAUGGUGGCUGGUUGUUCUGUGAGGGGAUGGAAACUAUUAGCUCUUGUGGUAUCGGCCGAGCAGAAUCUUAAAGAGGCAGAAGCAAUAGUUGAUCUCUCCAUUGAUGAAUCUGGGAAAGUGGAACAGCUGGAGUUACUAAGGCUGAAAGCUAUCCUUCAGGUUUCUCAGGAAGAGCUCAAAGCUGCAGUAGAAACCUACAGGUUUCUACUUGCCAAUAUUCAGUCGCAGAGAGAAAAACAAUCAUGGCGUAACAACUGUGAGAUUGAAGCACAGCAACGACUUGAAAUGGAAACGUGGUUGGACUUGGCCUUUGUCUAUACCAAGCUUGAGCUAUGGGCUGAUUCUAAUAUUUGUCUGAAUAGAGCAAAAUCACUUGGAUUUUUUUCUCCCAGGACUUGGCAUGCAACAGGCAAUCUGUUUGAAGCUCAAUCAUUGCACAAGGAAGCUUUAGCUGCCUUUUCGAUGUCGCUCUCAAUAGAAUCAGAUCAUGUUCCAAGCAUGGUAUCUGCUGCAGCAGUUCUGAGGACCCUCGGCGAUCGGUCUUUGCCGAUCGCCCAGAGCUUCUUGAUGAAUUCUCUUCGAAUCGAGCCCACGAAUCAUGAUGCCUGGUUGAACCUCGGCUUUGUGGCCAAAAAGGAGGGAUCACUGCAGAAAGCUGCAGACUGCUUUCAGGCAGCUUAUGAACUCGGGUUGUCAUCUCCAGUUAUGAAAUUUAUGUGAGUACAUUUCAGCUUAGUAGAAAAAAGUUUGAUGUCUUCCAAUUUUUUCAUAAGCUUGUGUAUAGAUUAAUAAAAUUGCAGGCAUGUUGGGAGUCUAGAAAUAACCAUCUUGAGAUUGGUGAAUGUAGAUUGUGCGAGAAUCCUUGUUUUGAUAGUACAUGUGUGAAUAUAUUAGUUAGUUGGAAAUA
Dendrobium catenatum is the source of this 2587-nucleotide messenger RNA. RefSeq names its product protein NPGR1. The record is from RefSeq and is a predicted model, not a curated record. NCBI's taxonomy places the organism in Eukaryota, Viridiplantae, Streptophyta, Magnoliopsida, Asparagales, Orchidaceae. Gene Ontology annotation, molecular function: protein binding. The transcript has 5 exons. The coding region runs from base 262 to 2400 and encodes 712 amino acids.